CUUCAGCCCGGGUGUUUUCCUGAGUCCCCUAUUUUCCUGCUUGGAGUGCCAGUGUCCCAUCCUGCUUUGGUGCCGGGUUUCCUCUCUCCUUCCACUCGACCCCAGUGCAGGAAGAAGAGUGAUGCGGAGGAGGGCUGGCGGCUGGGUGGCCUGCGGGUGUUGUGCGCAGUGCGCACUGUUUCGGGGGAGUGCAUGAAGAGGAGCUGGGUUCUUGCCGGAAAGCAAGCUCCAGUAGCACCUGCUGAGAGCCUUUCCGGCCAAAACAGCCACGGCCAGAGCCACCAGCUAUAAAUAGGCCAUCAAGAACACGGUGUGCGACCGCACAUCCUGCCGCGAGGGCCACAAUCACGCGUGGGCCCGCGUCCCCAGCACCAGGGGAAUACCCCGGGCCAGGUCUUCGCGCUGAGGCUGGAUGGGGCGGCGAUCCGUGCACCUUCUCCAAGGUCUCCUGGGGUGGCGCCUAGUGGCCCCUGGGCGGGCUGAGGAUGGACCGCUGGGGAGCGAGGGGAGGGAGGCCGCGGAGGACCCGCACUGCAGCAGCUGUUGCUCGCCUGUGACUCGCCAGUCUGGGCCGAGCCGCCCGGCCAGAGUUGCACGGCGCGGAGGAGAAGGGAAGGCAUCGCGUCCUGUUCUUGGCUCCCGGUAAACCCACUAAGGAGAUCCCGGCUGCUGCCCCCCGCCCCCGCCUCCCCCGCGCUCGCCCAGCCGGAGAGGAGGAAACGCGAGCAGCGCGUAGACACCUCCUUCUUGGUUGCCGCCGCCGCCGGCCACACCGCGGUGCCUGUUGCUGCAAGCUGCCACGGGACCCGCCGUAUCUUCAGCCCGCCGGAGAAGCAGCACGAGACUGUGGCGCGGUCCCCAAGCCAGCAGUUUGCUGAAAACUAUGGACGCCCGGCCCACCCAGGCCAUCUUCAGGGUGUCCGGGAGCACCUGCGCGCCCCAGCCCCGAGCUCUGAGCGCGCCACCUUCCUGGAUUCUGCCUUCAGAAGCAUGUGAAAUAGAUUACUCCAUUUAAACCAGGGAAAGAGUAGCACGAUUUCCUGGCUCUCCAGACCUCUCCCAGGAUGGACGUGAUCACAUUCACAGCGAGGAAGCAUCCGUUCCCUCAUGAGCUCUCGGUGGACUUCGGCUUACAGCUGGUGGGCGCCUUACCUGUGCAUUCUCUCACUACUAUGCCCAUGCUGCCAUGGGUGGUGGCCGAAGUACGAAGACUCAGUGACCAGGGCUCCAAAAAGGUGCCUGGGAUCAAGCAAGUCCGGCUUUGGGUUUCACCCUCGGGACUGAGAUGUGAACCUGACCUGAGAAAAAGUCAACAGUGGGACCCGCUGAUCUGCUCCAGCAUCUUUGAGUGCAAGCCUCAGCGUGUUCACAAACUCAUUCACAACAGUCACGACCCCAGCUACUUUGCUUGUCUCAUUAAGGAGGAGGCUGCCAACAGGCAGAGCCUCUGCUAUGUGUUUAAAGCAGACGAUCAAACUAAAGUGCCUGAGAUCAUCAGUUCCAUCCGGCAGGCGGGGAAGAUCGCCCGCCAGGAGGAGCUGCGCUGCCCCUCAGAAUUCGAUGACACCUUCGCCAAAAAGUUCGAGGUGCUCUUCUGCGGCCGCGUCACCGUGGCCCACAAGAAGGCGCCACCAGCGCUGAUCGAUGAGUGCAUCGAGAAGUUCAACCACGUGAACUGUGGCCGCAGAGACUGGGACACACCCACUGGGCCGCCAUCAGCACCGGGUGCCCGGCCUAUGCGCAAGUCCUUCUCGCAGCCCGGGCUGCGCUCCCUGGCCUUCAGGAAGGAGUUCCAGGACACCAGCCUCCGCAGUAGCACCUUCAGCUCCUUCGACAAUGACAUCGAAAACCACCUCAUCGGAGGACACAAUGUCGUUCAGCCCACAGACAUGGAGGAGAACCGAACUAUGCUCUUCACGAUUGGCCAAUCUGAAGUUUACCUCAUCAGUCCCGACACCAAAAAGAUUGCACUGGAGAAAAAUUUUAAGGAGAUAUCCUUUUGCUCUCAGGGCAUCAGGCAUGUGGACCACUUUGGGUUUAUCUGCCGGGAGUGCUCGGGCAGCGGCGGCUUCCAUUUCGUCUGUUACGUGUUCCAGUGCACAAACGAAGCCCUGGUUGACGAGAUCAUGAUGACUCUGAAGCAGGCCUUCACGGUAGCUGCUGUGCAGCAGACUGCUAAGGCACCAGCCCAGCUGUGCGAGGGCUGCCCCUUGCAGGGCCUGCACAAGCUCUGCGAGAGGAUAGAGGGAAUGAAUUCAUCUAAAACCAAGUUAGAACUCCAGAAGCACCUGACCACGCUGACCAAUCAGGAGCAGGCCACCAUUUUCGAGGAAGUUCAGAAAUUAAGGCCAAGAAACGAGCAGCGAGAGAAUGAAUUAAUUAUUUCUUUUCUGAGAUGUUUAUAUGAAGAGAAGCAAAAAGAGCACAACCACAUUGGGGAGCCAAAGCAGACACCACAGGUGGCAGCAGAGAAUAUCGGGAGUGAACUGCCACCCAGCGCUACCCGUUUCAGGCUAGAUAUGCUGAAGAACAGAGCAAAGAGGUCCUUAACAGAAUCCUUGGAGAGCAUCCUGUCCCGGGGUAGUAAAGCCAGAGGCCUGCAGGAACAUUCCAGCAGCGUGGAUCUGGACAGCUCCACUUCUAGUACUCUGAGUAACACCAGCAAAGAGCUGUCAAUGGGUGACAAGGAGGCCAUGCUGGCCUCUGAGAGCUCCUUCAAGCUCCUUGGAUCCUCAGAAGACCUGUCCAGUGACUCAGAGAGCCACACUGCAGAAGAGUCCACUCUCCUGUCACCCCAGCAAUCAUUCAGAAGGAGAGCCAACACCCUGAGUCAUUUCCCUGUAGAGAGCCUGGCGCCUCCAGAGCCAGCUCAGAGCUCUCCAGGGGUCUCUCAGAGAAAACUCAUGAGGUAUCAUUCUGUGAGCACAGAGACGCCUCAUGAACACAAUGCGGACCGUCUUCCUGGGGGUGAGGCUAAGUGCUGCUCGGGGCAGCCUUCAGCUCCUCCACCUCGUCUUAGCCCCUCCGCCUCCUCACCCAACUUUUUUAAGUACCUAAAACACAAUGCCAGUGGAGAGCACAGUGGGAAUGCUGUGCCCAGAAGUGUCUCCUACCGUAAUGCCCUGCGGAAAAAGCUCCAUUCUUCCUCCUCUGUGCCAAAUUUUCUAAAAUUUCUGGCUCCUGUAGAUGAAAAUCACACCUGUGACUUUAUGAACACAAACAGGGACUUUGAAUCCAAAACAAACCACCUGGGUGACACAGAUGGGACCCCUGUGAAGACCCGGCGGCAUUCAUGGAGACAGCAGAUAUUUCUUCGAGUGGCCACUCCACAGAAGGCGUGUGAUUCCCCAGGCAGAUAUGAAGAUUAUUCAGAGCUGGGAGAGCUCCCCCCACGGUCCCCAUUAGAGCCAGUGUGUGAAGAUGGACCGUUUGGCCCUGUACCAGAAGAAAAGAAGAAGACACCACGAGAGCUUCGAGAGCUGUGGAAAAAGGCUAUUCUGCAGCAGAUACUGCUGCUCAGGAUGGAGAAGGAGAAUCAGAAGCUGCAAGCCUCUGAGAAUGAUUUACUGAACAAACGCCUAAAGCUUGACUAUGAAGAAAUCACUCCUUGUCUUAAAGAAGUAACUACAGUGUGGGAAAAGAUGCUUAGUACUCCAGGAAGAUCCAAAAUUAAGUUUGACAUGGAAAAAAUGCACUCAGCUGUUGGGCAAGGUGUGCCACGUCAUCACCGGGGUGAGAUCUGGAAAUUUCUAGCUGAGCAGUUCCUCCUUAAACAUCCCUUUCCCAGUAAACAGCAGCCAAUGGAUGUGCCCUACAAAGAACUCUUGAAGAAACUGACCUCACAGCAGCACGCCAUCCUCAUCGACCUUGGGCGAACCUUUCCAACACACCCGUACUUCUCUGCCCAGCUCGGAGCAGGGCAGCUGUCACUUUACAACAUCCUGAAGGCCUACUCGCUUCUGGACCAGGAAGUAGGAUACUGCCAAGGUCUCAGCUUUGUGGCAGGCAUUUUGCUUCUUCAUAUGAGUGAAGAAGAGGCGUUCAAGAUGCUCAAGUUCCUGAUGUUUGACAUGGGGCUGCGGAAACAGUAUCGGCCAGACAUGAUUAUUUUACAGAUCCAGAUGUACCAGCUGUCACGACUGCUCCAUGAUUACCACAGAGACCUCUACAACCACCUGGAAGAGCACGAGAUCGGCCCCAGCCUCUACGCGGCUCCCUGGUUUCUCACCGUGUUCGCCUCACAGUUCCCACUGGGCUUUGUAGCCAGGGUCUUCGAUAUGAUCUUCCUUCAGGGGUCAGAGGUCAUAUUUAAAGUGGCCUUAAGUCUUUUGGGAAGCCAUAAGCCCUUAAUUCUGCAGCAUGAGAACCUGGAAACCAUAGUGGACUUCAUAAAGAACACACUGCCCAACCUGGGCUUGGUGCAGAUGGAGAAGACCAUUAACCAGGUGUUUGAGAUGGACAUCGCCAAACAGCUACAAGCCUACGAGGUUGAGUACCAUGUGCUCCAAGAAGAACUUAUCGAUUCCUCUCCUCUCAGUGACAACCAAAGAAUGGAUAAAUUGGAGAAGACCAACAGCAGCUUACGCAAACAGAACCUUGACCUCCUGGAACAAUUGCAGGUGGCAAAUGCUAAGAUCCAAAGCCUUGAAGCCACGGUGGAGAAGCUUCUAACCAGCGAGAGCAAGCUGAAGCAGUCUGUGCUGACCCUGGAGCUGGAGCGCUCCGCCCUGCUGCAGAUGGUGGAGGAUCUUCGAAGGCAAAGUGCCCAGCCCAGCACUCAGGAGCCGGACUGUACCCAGCCGGAACCUACCGGUGACUGACAGCUUCCGCGAGAGAUUGCACACCGCUAACACUGUCCAAGCCUUAACCGGGAGAGACAGGAGCUGGAGGCAGCGAAGAGAGGACUCCUCAGGGAGGAAACUGGCUCGCCAGCCCACAGAUGCUUUCGAGCUCAGACUUGGAGUUGGGAGGGCAAAAGUCCCAGAGUUUUUGUUGUUUUCAGUUCAAAUUCAUCCCCUUUUCAGUCCUGGUUGUUGUAGCUUUAGACAGCAUGGACGUGAAUAAAUGUACCUUUCUGUUUCCUCCUCCUUCAGAGGCACAUUGUUUGAGAAGAUUCAUGACACCAGUUGUUUCAGAAUCAAGAAGGACUUGAAAUAAUUCCUCAGGCAAAAGUGUGACCCUUGUCAGUCUGUAAGGAAAGGUUGCUGCGGCCAUGUCCUUGGUGUCACCGUGAGGUGCAGUGGGUAGCCUGAGGUGGCCCCGGGAAGGACUGAGAGAGGUUUAUUUAAGUUGGAUGCAUUGAUCGUCACUGACUCACUGUCACUCCCAGAGGUACUGAAGAAGCUCGUCUUUCACACGGUGUUUUAAUGUUUUUUACUCAUCCUUUUAAGUCAUGGUAGAUAAAUGUUUCAUAAGGAAAUCACAGUUUUUAGACUCCCUGUUCUUGCUAGUGUGUGACUGCAGCUGUGGGGUCUGAGAUAUUUAUUUGUGAGUUUCAUAUCCACACUAUAGGGUCACUUAUUUAUUUUUGUCUAUUGAAUGAUGUACCACAGCCAUGUCUUCCUUUGAGUCUUGACCCCUUGGGAAUUGGAUUCCUCAUAGAAGGAACAGAGCACAUCAAGAUUUCAAGGGGCUCCCAAGAUGCUGAAACAUUGCAGAAGAAACCCGGCUGAAAUUGCAGUCACCUGUGUGGCAGCUGACAGUUGUUGGGAGGUAGGGCGUAUGUUUUAAAAAGCACUCAAAACACAGUGACCCCUCCCUUGGGAUGGCGAGGACCCUGUGCCUUCAGGCAGAGUGCCGCUCACAGUCACCUGCUUCCAGAUGGUCCUAUGUAGAGCAUCACCUGUGUGCAACAAGCUUUUUACUUUUUAAACAUAAACAAACGGCUUGGAGAAGAACCACGGGCAUGGGAAGCCUCCUGAGUAUUGGAGUUGGUCCUGCCUUGUGCUCCACCCAUCCUUUUCCAAGGAAGCCUUUUGCAGCUUUCUUGUAGGAAAAGAGCCUUUAAGCCUUCAGUGAAAGGAGGGACCACCAUCCUUGGGGUCACUUGGGAUCUCCUGGCUAUUUCAAGGGGAAACCAAAGGACAGGGUGGUCCUUAAGGCUGCCUCCUGCUCUUGGGUCAGAGGAGAGCUGUUCUCUCCACAAACCAUCAUUGCCUCUCUUCCAGGUGGAUUCACCAGGGGCAGUUAGAGGAGGUGGGGGGCUCCUUUCCACUUUAUAUUUUGUUAUUUGAAUGUUUUAAAAUGUUGAAUUUGGGGCAUAUUAUUAUUGUUCAAAAACAUUGAAUCUGCAGUAAGAAACAAGAAAGCAAUAAACCAGAUAAUUCACA
Messenger RNA from Mesocricetus auratus (golden hamster), 6329 nucleotides. RefSeq names its product TBC1 domain family member 1 (gene Tbc1d1). The transcript is spliced from 22 exons. The record is from RefSeq and is a predicted model, not a curated record. The coding region runs from base 1065 to 4820 and encodes 1251 amino acids. Lineage: Eukaryota; Metazoa; Chordata; Mammalia; Rodentia; Cricetidae.